UCUCAAAACAGACCCACUCACCCACCCGGGAAUCUCCGACCCGACCGAAGAAUGGGAGGACCGUCUGCGAAUAAUACACAAUCCAACGGCGGAACCGCCUCGUCGAAUCACAAUCCUCCGGCUACGAACGGCGGCGACGCGUCUCCGAAUCAACCUCCUCCUUUAGCAACCAAUCAGGCGAUCACAGAGUCGGAUCCGUCGAAGAAGAGGAAAAUGGGGAUGCUUCCGCUCGAAGUAGGUACUCGCGUGCUGUGCCGAUGGAGAGACGGAAAACUCCAUCCCGUCAAAGUAAUCGAGCGCCGGAGGAUACAUAACGGCGGCCAAAAUGAUUACGAGUAUUACGUUCAUUACACAGAGUUUAAUAGGAGGCUGGAUGAAUGGACUCACUUGGAUCAGCUUGACCUUGAUUCAGUUGAAUGCGCCGUUGAUGAAAAAGUGGAAGACAAGGUGACGAGCUUGAAGAUGACACGCCACCAGAAGCGGAAGAUAGAUGAGACACACGUAGAGGGUCAUGAAGAGCUGGAUGCAGCAAGUUUGCGUGAACACGAAGAGUUCACGAAAGUGAAGAACAUAGCAACGAUUGAGCUUGGAAAAUAUGAGAUUGAGACUUGGUACUUCUCCCCGUUUCCUCCUGAAUACAACGACUGUGUGAAGCUCUUCUUUUGCGAGUUUUGCCUGAAUUUCAUGAAACGCAAAGAGCAGCUUCAAAGGCAUAUGAGGAAGUGUGAUCUGAAGCACCCCCCUGGUGAUGAAAUUUAUCGAAGUGGUACCUUGUCAAUGUUUGAGGUAGAUGGCAAAAAGAACAAAGUCUAUGCACAGAAUCUCUGUUAUCUGGCGAAGUUAUUUCUUGACCACAAGACUCUUUACUACGAUGUUGAUCUGUUUCUCUUCUACGUUCUUUGCGAAUGUGAUGAUCGAGGUUGCCACAUGGUUGGAUACUUCUCAAAGGAGAAACAUUCGGAAGAAGCUUAUAACUUGGCUUGCAUUCUAACUCUUCCUCCAUAUCAAAGAAAAGGCUACGGCAAAUUCUUAAUAGCCUUCUCUUAUGAACUGUCAAAGAAAGAGGGAAAAGUUGGGACACCGGAAAGGCCCUUGUCGGAUCUUGGCUUAUUAAGCUACAGAGGUUAUUGGACCCGUGUUCUACUAGACAUCUUGAAGAAACAUAAAGGAAACAUUUCUAUUAAGGAGCUGAGCGACAUGACAGCAAUCAAAGCGGAGGAUAUAUUAAGCACACUUCAAAGCCUAGAGCUGAUACAGUACAGGAAAGGACAACACGUGAUAUGUGCGGAUCCAAAGGUUCUGGACCGACAUCUGAAAGCUGCAGGAAGAGGUGGUCUUGAUGUUGAUGUUAGCAAACUGAUUUGGACACCUUACAAGGACCAGAGUUAAAAAAAAGUUAAAAAAGUAUCUUAUUGAUAUGAAAGUUGAGUACACUCUUCUUCUCCUACAAGUGUCUGUGUAGUUUGCUUGUAAAUGUUUAACUGUACUUAAAGUGGUGUUUAUGACAAUCUUUAUGAAUGGGGAAUUUGAAGCAGCUUCAUUGUUUCAUCUUUCAGAC
Molecule: messenger RNA, 1558 nt
Organism: Raphanus sativus (radish)
Lineage: Eukaryota; Viridiplantae; Streptophyta; Magnoliopsida; Brassicales; Brassicaceae
Product: histone acetyltransferase of the MYST family 2
Exons: 9
Coding region: 52-1389 (445 amino acids)
Biological process (GO): regulation of DNA-templated transcription
Molecular function (GO): histone acetyltransferase activity
Source: RefSeq, a predicted model, not a curated record